CAAACUUCCCGCCCUGCCCUAGUGACAUUUCACGUCUUCACGUUGCAAACCUCGUUCACUUAGUGAGUAAACUGUCAAUUAGGCAAAGCGUUUACGAAGUCACAAAAAUUAUUGCAAUAAAUCCCGUUUUAAAGUCGAUUUUUAACUGAAAUUUUCACCGUGGUAUUGGUAAAGAAGGUUUAUUAAUGUCCGGGACGAGAUAAAAAGUGCGUGCGUGUCCGCGUAUCGAUCGAUUGUCCGCAUAAAAUUAAGCUAAAGUGAUGUCCUAUCCAGGUGGGCCCGGUAGGCCCAUAAUGCAGGGUUUACCCAUGGCUUACAUGCCCAUGGGGGGCCCUGCGCCCCCCUUAAUGCCCGCCGUGAUGCCCUUACAACACAUGGUACCUAUACAAGUAACCAGUGCCCCGCAAAUAAGGGCUUUACCCAGGCUGAAUCCCAACAGGGAUCAAAUCAAACAAAUACAAGGCCCUGCAGUUACAGUGUUUGUAGGUAAUAUUACUGAAAGGGCCCCAGACGCGAUGAUUCGCCAGAUAUUAGCUACAUGUGGUCAUGUAAUUAGUUGGAAAAAAGUCAAAGCGUUUGGUUUCUGCGAGUUAGCCGGCCCAGAUGCAGGUCUUAGGGCUGUUAGACUUUUGCAUGACCUUUCGGUUGGUGAUAAACGGCUGGUGGCUAAAGUAGAUGCCAAAACGAAAACCGUCCUAGAUGAAUACAAAGCUGAAAGACGAAAAAAAGAGAAAGGUUCCUCUCCAUUGCAAGAUGAACCGGAAGAGGAAGUUUUAGAUGACGAAACUUUGGCUUUAGAUGCUUUGGCCAUUGAAAGAAUUAAACAAAUUAUUAUUGAAUACCAGGAAGAGAUGAACAAUUUUGAACUGAAAAAAGAAGAGGAGGUAAUUGAGAAGUGGAAUAAAGUGUUGGAGGAAGCCGAAGUGGAAGAAGAAAAAAGAGACUUAAUAACAAGAGAAAUAGGGAAGUUCCGGGAGAUAAUGAAAAAACAAGAGGAGGAGAAGGAGGUGCGCAAGAAAAAAGAGGAGGCCAAGGCGGAGAAGAGGGGGGAGUCGAGCACUCGGGAAAAAUCACACAGCCAUUCGCCCAGCCCCAGGAGAAGGGAGAAGGAGGAGACCACCAAGAGGAGGAGAAGGUCCAGAUCAAGGAGCCAUGAGCGCAGCAGGGAGCGCGAACGCGAGCGCGACAGGGAGCGCGAACGCGACGAGGAGCGCAAACGCGAGCGCGAACGCGAGCGCGACGAGGAGCGCAAGCGCGAGCGCGACAGGGAACGCGACAGGGACCGCGACAGAGACCGCGAGAGGGAGAGGGACCGGGACAGAGACAGGGACAGGGAGCGCGAGCGGGAGGAGAAGAAGAGCUCCAAGGACCUGCUCAGGGAGAAGGAGAUGGAGGAGGAGGCCAAGGACAAGAAGAAGCAGGAGCGCAGGGCCAGGGAGAAGGAGGCCGCCUAUCAGGAGAGGUUGAGGGCUUGGGAGACCAGAGAGAGGAGAAAGGCGAAGGAAUACGAAAAAGAGAGGGAGAAGGAUCGCAGUAAAGAGGAGGAGAGAGAACACGAUGCUAAGCGUUUGAAGGAGUUUUUGGAGGAUUACGACGACGAAAGGGACGAUGUCAAAUAUUACAAGGGGCGCGAGCUGCAAAAGAGGAUCGCGGACAGGUUGAAGGAGGCGGAAGUCGACACGCGCGACCGCGUGAAGGAGAAAGAGGAGAUCGAAGAGCUGAAAAACCGUAUUUUCUCGGGCUCGCACGACGACCCGAACGCCGAGUUCGAGAAGGCGAAACGCGAACGCGAGGAGCAAUACAAACCGAAGCUGCUGAUCGACGUGAACUUGGAGCUGUGGAAGCAGAAGGAGCGCGAGAAGGAGCGCGAGCUCGAGAGACAGCGGCAGCGGGAGCGGGAGCGGUACAGGGAGAUCGAGAGGGAGAGGGACAGGCAGCGGCACAGGGAGGAGCGGGAGAAGUACGUGGUGGAGCAGGCCGCGCAGGAGCUGGCGGCCGUCGAAGCGGAACCCAUCGACAGCGAGAGCGAUAUGGAGGACAACGGGGGGAAUUACAGCCCGGUAGAACCGCCCCCGGAGUCGAACAGCGAAUGGACCACGAUACAGGCCGGGGAUGAGGAUUCGCGCCAUUCUUCCUCGAGUUUCGUGCAGCAGCAGCAGCAGUUGCCGCCGCCGCCGGAAGAGACGGGUUUGGUGAAGAUAACGCUGUCGAAACCCAUAGCUUUGGGCGGUGAUCCGAAGCGUAAAAAGCCAGUGGCGGAUCUGCGCGACGUUUUUAACCCGGACGAGGACGACUCCAACACUCCGGUGAAAAAACGCAAACUGGUUCCGCUGGAUUACAACGCUGAAGAGCGCAGGGCCGGUGGGCGGGGUAGGGAUACCAACGGGUCGAGCGGGGACGAAUCCAGUCGAUCGCAGGACGAGAAGCGCAAAAGCAUCAAGUCGCUCAUAGAAAAGAUCCCGACGGAGAAGGGGGCCCUGUUCGCGUAUCAGCUGGACUGGGCCGCCAUCGACAACGGGCUGAUGGAGAAGAAGAUCCGGCCCUGGAUCAACAAGAAGAUCAUCGAGUACAUCGGGGAGCCGGAGCCGACUCUGGUGGACUUCAUUUGCUCCAAGGUUCUGGCGGGCUCGCAGCCGCAGGUCAUUUUGGAGGACGUGCAGAUGGUGUUGGACGAGGAGGCGGAGGUUUUCGUGGUGAAAAUGUGGCGGUUGCUCAUCUACGAGUUGGAGGCCAAAAAGUUGGGGCUCGUCAAGUAAUUUUCCUUGCUGCUCUAAUAUUACGACUACUUAUUCCUAUUUUAUUCCGAUCUAAAGUUCUCUCCCCCGCCCCUAAUUAUUGUUAUUAUUAUUUCAUUAAAUAAACUGUACAAAUUGUCCAAAA
Molecule: messenger RNA, 2880 nt
Organism: Brassicogethes aeneus
Lineage: Eukaryota; Metazoa; Arthropoda; Insecta; Coleoptera; Nitidulidae
Source: the annotation of a GenBank genome assembly